UCAACAGUAUGUGUAUCUCAGCGGUGAGUGUGGUGCUGUUACUCUUCAUUUUGUGGAUGCUUGUGGUCCAGCUCUGUAGACAAACUGUCAGGCAAAGUGAUGGAGAUGCCAAAGCAAGCAAGCAACCAGAAGCGGCUGUACCCAAAGUCCUGCGUUCCCUCUCUAAGCACUUCUGUGGCACUCUUUCUCCCUCUCUUCCUGGUCCUCCCUCUCUACCUUUGCUGGGCAACAUGUUUGAUCUUGCCCAAGAACAUCUACCCAUCCACCUGACUUCACUGGCACUUCGCUAUGGAAAUAUCUAUCGGCUCAACUAUGGCAACACAACUAUGGUAAUAUUAAAUAAUAGUGAGAUCAUCCGCGAGACUCUGGUUAAAAAAUGGUCUGACUUUGCUGGGAGGCCUCAUUCAUAUACCGGUGAUAUAGUGUCAAGCGGAGGGCGAAGCAUUUCUCUGGGUGAUUUCAGUGAGGAAUGGAAGGCUCACAGGCGUCUGGCCCAUAGUGCUCUGCACCGCUGCACAACGGAUUCCCUGCACCCUGUCAUAGAAAAUCAAGCACACCAUCUCUGCAAGGUGUUGCGGGACUACAAUGGAAAAGCAGUGGAUUUAUCCAAAGAUUUCACUGUGGCUGCGAGUAAUGUCAUAACAACACUAACCUUUGGCAAAAGUUAUGAUAAGAGUUCAGUAGAACCGCAGAAGCUGCAGGACUGUCUGAAUGAGAUCGUGUCUCUCUGGGGUUCACCUUGGAUCUCAGCGCUGGACUCCUUCCCUCUGCUCAGGAAAUUACCCAACCCUCCAUUCACUCGCCUCAUGAAGGAGCUAGCCAGACGCGAUGAGCUGAUAGGAAAACUCAUUGAGGAGCUCAAGAAAAGUGACCAUAGAGAAGGUGGCACAGUGACUUCCUCACUUCUGCAGAGCUUUAAACCACCACAAGGGGGAGAUCAGAUGACUCUGACAGACACUCAUGUGCACAUGACCACAGUGGAUCUGCUGAUUGGAGGGACAGAAACUACUUCUGCCUUGCUCAACUGGACUGUGGCCUUCCUUUUACACAGACCUGAGGUUCAGAAUAAAGUGUACGAGGAGCUGUGUGGUGUGCUGGAUGUGCGAUACCCUAAGUACAGUGACCGACACAGACUGCCGUAUUUGUGUGCUCUGAUCAACGAGAUGUUAAGACUUCGACCUGUAGCUCCCCUCGCCGUGCCUCACAGAGCCAUACGAAACAGCAGUAUUGCAGGCCAUUUCAUCCCCAAGAAUACAAUAAUCAUUCCUAAUCUGUAUGGUGCCCACCAUGAUCCAAAGGUCUGGGAUGAUCCAUACAGCUUCAAACCAGAACGCUUUUUGGAAGGUGGUGGCGGGUCCCUUCGUGCCCUGAUUCCUUUUGGAGGAGGGGCCCGACUGUGUCUGGGAGAGGCAGUAGCCAAAAUGGAGCUGUUUCUUUUUACUGCCUAUCUGCUGCGAGACUUUCAGUUCCUGCCUGCCAGAAAUGAGGAGCCUCUGCCUGACCUGCAAGGUGUCGCCAGUGUGGUUCUUAAAGUCAAACCAUACACAGUUAUAGCAAACCCAAGAGAACAGUAACUGAUUAUGUUAAAUGUUAAAUGCCUGAAAUAAGGUCCGUGGUUAACACAAGCUCAAGAUAUUUCACAUUUUAUUCUACAUCACAAAGUACAUUAGUAAUACCCUACUCAUGAUUUUGUUAAGCUUUUAUGUGUCUUGUAAAAGGUGGUUGCUAACAAGUGGCUAAAUGGGACUACAUAGGUUUUCAGGGACAUUAAACGGCAUCACGCCAAACUAGAAAACUCAUCAAAUCUCUUGUCCACUUUUAAAGCCUUAUUGUGUUUAUUGCAUUGCAAUUCGAACUCAAACUUUCCAACUUGUAGAUAUUAAAUAAAGAUUGCAAGAGCUGUCAGAAAAUUAAGAGUGGUGAUGCUGAAGCCAUGUGACCUUAGUGUAGUUCUUUUAUAGCCUAAUUUUAGCUUUUUACUUCUGGCGAUUGCAUUUAGGCUUCAAAAUUCAUAAAAGCUGUGUUCAUUUGUAUCUUGAACAAAAUGUGUAGGAAUCAUACACUUCUAUUGGUCACAGACCGUAUUUUCUAACUAUCCAAAAGACAUUAGAAACAUCCUAGCAAUGCUAGCUUUUUGUCGAGGGAACCAGGGUGAUGCAAUCUUCCAGGUUAUUGGCCUGUAAAAAAAAAAAAAAAAAAGUCAUCCAUGCACUACUCUUUAUAAAUUGUUUUAUAAUUUAAGUUAUAAACACCCUGUAUUUAUUCGUAUGUGUUUUAGGUCCCACAUCACACAAUUUUUACAACAGUUCAUUGGUUUUGUAAGAUUUUGUCAUUAUUGUCUGUAAGCAAGGUGAUGAGUUAGGCCUAUAUGCAAUUUUUAGUAAGUAAUAAUUAUUUUUAUAGCACCUUUCAAGAGUAGGUGUUACAAAGUGCUUUACAACAAAAAUGUAAAAUGAAGAAUAUAAAUAUACAUGACCAUUUAAAAAAAUAAAUAA
Molecule: messenger RNA, 2495 nt
Organism: Onychostoma macrolepis
Lineage: Eukaryota; Metazoa; Chordata; Actinopteri; Cypriniformes; Cyprinidae
Gene: cyp21a2
Product: steroid 21-hydroxylase
Exons: 12
Coding region: 9-1574 (521 amino acids)
Biological process (GO): hormone biosynthetic process; progesterone metabolic process
Molecular function (GO): steroid 17-alpha-monooxygenase activity; heme binding; iron ion binding
Source: RefSeq, a predicted model, not a curated record